Molecule: messenger RNA, 591 nt
Organism: Oppiella nova
Lineage: Eukaryota; Metazoa; Arthropoda; Arachnida; Sarcoptiformes; Oppiidae
Source: the annotation of a GenBank genome assembly
UGGUUGGGCUCCCUGUCCCUCGGCCUGUCAUAUCUCAUAUCCCCGGUCAUCGUCUCGUGGUGUCGACGGAAGAGCGCCCGACUAACGGCCAUCGCCGGCGGUUUGAUGGCAUCCCUGGGCUGUCUGUUCGCCUCAUUCGCCUCCCAGUUUCAUCAGGUGUUCCUCAGUUACGCCAUAUUCAUGUCCAUAGGGGUGGGCAUCGCCCGCGAGUCGGCUAACCUAAUGGUGGGCCAGUAUUUCAAGCGGAGACGCUAUUUCGUCGAGAUCUUCGUUCAGAGCUCUUUAGGCGUCGGCAUCGCAUUCAUGACCCCUUUCCUCAGUUGGAGUAUUGGAAUAUUCAAGCAUUGGCGGGCAGGCCUACAAUUGAUCACCUGCGCCCUAUUCGCCACCUUUUUAAUCGCGGUCCUGUACCGGCCGGCCUCCCUAUACCACCCCCAGCGGCGGGCUAUACUGCACCUGAAAACGCAACGCCGAAAAAUACGGGAGAAAAACCCCGUCAACAAUAAGCCGCCGUUUUUCGAAAUUUGGUGUUCAUUCCCUGAUAUAUACCAGCAAUUGAUUGGCAUUUAUGGUAUACUUAGGGGAGACUAA